Messenger RNA from Acanthamoeba castellanii str. Neff, 5052 nucleotides. RefSeq names its product phosphate ABC transporter, phosphate-binding protein PstS protein. Bases 1 to 5052 code for a protein of 1683 amino acids. Gene Ontology annotation, biological process: protein phosphorylation; intracellular signal transduction; cyclic nucleotide biosynthetic process. The record is from RefSeq and is a predicted model, not a curated record. Gene Ontology annotation, molecular function: ATP binding; protein kinase activity. The transcript has 26 exons. Lineage: Eukaryota; Discosea; Longamoebia; Acanthamoebidae.
AUGACCAUUUUCAAAAAUUCCAAAUUUGCACCCAGCGUUGAGGCGGUCUCGGUGUGGGGAUCGGGAGACGUCAGCCAGAAGGCCCUGUGGGACGACUAUGCCGCGGCCUACCUGAGCCACAAGGACAGCGUCGAGAUGCUCUUCAUCACCGACACCGGCUCCUCCGGACUCUCACGGUUCACAGGUGGCGGCGUGGUCUACACCGUUCUGGGCUCGGUGCUGACGCCCAACAUAACCGCCUCCGUCGCCAACCGAUAUGCGGGCAAGAACAUCCUGCAAAUGCCCUUCCUUGGGACGGCCAUGGUGGCCGGUUACAACCUGCCCACACUCGACGCCGGUGACUCCGUGGUGCUGGACGGCGAAACGCUGGCGCGGAUUUACCUGGGCGAAAUCAGGUAUUGGAACGACUCGGCGAUCGCCGCGCUCAAUGCCGGGCUCGACGCCGACGGCAAGCUUCCCGGCGAGCUCAUCCGCCUCGGCGCCUAUUCAGACGGCACUCUCGAAGUGACCCAGGUGUUUGGCAACAUGAUGUGCAACUUCUCGUCGGCGUUCAAGGCCGCGUACGAGAGCGUGGGGCGGAACCUCACGCAGAUGCCGCCGCGGGCCGACGGCCGCAUGAACAUCACCGCUGGCCACACCGCCCAGGCACUGUUCGUCGCGAAUACCGACUAUUCGCUGGCCUACAUGGACCAAACGUACGCGCUGCGCAACAACGUGACCUACGCGCGCAUGGUCAACAAGGCCGGCAACACGGUGUCGCCCACCGUCGACGCCAUUCGAACAGCCAUGGAGGCCGGCAGCAGCAACGUACAAAACGGCACCUUCACCCUCGACAUCACCAACGCCGACCAGCCCGAGUCGUGGCCAAUGAGCUAUCUCCUCUACGUCACCCUAUCCACCAAUCUUACGAAUCCCGUCACUGGCUGCCCCAGUGUCAAAGAGCUCCUCAACAUUCUGUUCUGGACCCAAACCAACACCGCGGCGGUCGACAUUGCGGGACAGCGCUCGUAUUCGAUUCUGCCGGUGCCGUUAUUCAGGCUGCUGCUCGACGCCUUCCCCAUCGUUCAAUGCAACAGCCGAAAGUCUUUCUCGACCGCCGCCGUCGUGGGCGUCGGCGCGCCGCUCGCCAUCUAUCCCUCUUGGGCAAAUGAGCAGUCGUCCAACACGGAAGUGUUCAAGUACUACAGCACCAGCAGCGACGACGCCGUGAGCAACAUGGUCCAGGGUUUCACGGAUUUUGGUGGGUUGGAUGUGGAGUUGACUGCCCAGGAGGCGGAGUCCCUGCCCGAUGUGGCAGUGGUGCCGAUGGUGGCCUACGCCGUCGCCGCGGCCUACAGCGUCGACGUGUUUGCCUACGGUUCCCUCAGAUUCGACCUUCCCACUCUCGCCGACAUCUACCUGGGCAACAUCAAGUACUGGAACGAUUCGCGCAUCGCCACGCUCAACGUCAACUUGACGUCGUACCUGCCGGCCGCGCCGAUCUGCGUGAUCUACCAGACCAACCCGUCCAUCAUCACCCAGAUCUUCACCACCGUUCUCGCCAACCGCGUCCCGCGAUUCGCUGAAAAGAUCACGCCCGGCAUGCAAGUCACCUUCCCCGACCUCAAUCCGUGUUCCAUCGGCGUUAACGGAAACAUCAUGGAAGAAUUCGCGCAGCCGAAUUCGAUCGGCAUGUGGAUCGUGCCGGACAUCAUCCCGUCGCUCUACGCCGGCCCGAGCUUCAUCGUGACCGAAUCGGGCAACCGCACGGCCCCGCAGCCGGCGCGCGACAUCAUCGCCACGAUGCAGGAGUACGCCGACCCGCUGGCCGACCCGGCCGAGGGCAUCUUCAAGCUCGAGGGCCGGGGCAACACGAGCUGGCCCUUCGUGGUCGGGUCGUCGGUCAUGAUCCACACGCGGCCGACCGACAACUGCGACGCCUCGACUGCGCUGCUCGACUGGAUCUGGUGGACCCAGACCGAAAUCUUCGCCGUAGAGAUGGCCGACAAGUACGACGCGGCCUCUUACGGUAUGGCGGUGGCGAGUGCGAAUGAGGCGGUGAAGCGGCGCAUCCUCAACACGCUGGCGAGCGUGCGGUGUGAUGGGGUGGCGACCUUCUCGCUGGCCGGCUGCGUCUUCAACGGCACCUUCUGCUCCGAUCGCGGCACUUGCACCAACGGCGUCUGCGUGUGCGAUUCCGGAUUCGACGGCGACUACUGCGAGAAGCUGGCGAGCAGCGACGACUCACUCUCCACCGGCGCAGUGCUGGGAAUCGUUCUCGGUGUGCUGAUCCCGUUGAUGUGCCUGCUGCUGAUCGUGGUGCCGCUUAUCGUGAUUGCCGUCGUGCUACUGGUCCUGCGGCUCACCAAGCGCAAGCCCGAGUGGGAGAUCAACCCGGACGAGGUCGAGCUCGGCGAGCCGCUCGGCAUGGGCGGGUACGGGUCCGUCUACAAGGCCCGCUGGCGGGGCACCGAAGUCGCCGUCAAGAUGCUGCCCUCCCACAACCCCAGCAAGGAAAUGAUCAAGAACUUCUGCGACGAGAUUCAUGUGAUGAUGGCGUUGAGGCAUCCCAAUGUGGUGCUGUUCAUGGCGGCGUCGACCAGCGCCGAAAAGAUGUGCCUCGUGAUGGAGUUCAUGGCCCUGGGAUCCCUCUUCGAUGUACUCCAUAACGAACUCAUCCCCGACAUUCCGUUCGCGUUGAAGGUGAAGCUGGCCUACCAGGCGGCCAAGGGCAUGCACUUCCUGCACUCGUCGGGCAUCGUGCACCGCGACCUCAAGUCCCUCAAUCUGCUGCUCGACGCCAAGUGGAACGUCAAGGUGUCCGACUUUGGGCUGACGCGGCUCAAGCAGGAGAUCAAGACCGGGCGCGAGGGCGGCAACGAGGGCCUCGGCUCCAUCCCGUGGACCGCGCCCGAGGUCCUCAACGACCAGCCCCAGCUCGACUUCGUGCUCGCCGACGUCUACAGCUUUGGCAUCAUCCUCUGGGAGCUCCUCACCCGCAGCCAGCCCUAUCCCGGCCUCAGUCCGGCGGCGGUGGCGGUGGCGGUGAUUAGGGACGACGCGCGGCCGGAGAUGCCCGCCGACGGGUCGUUCAUCAUGACGCCCGAGUACGACGAGCUCAUGCGCAGCUGCUGGCACUCCGACCCGUCGAUCCGCCCCACCUUCCUCGAAAUCGUGACCCGCCUCAGCUCCCUCACCGGCGAGAUGUCCUCCUCGUCCCAGGGCGGCUCCUCCUCCUCCACGGCCUCGGCCUACAACCGCCUCAACCGCAGCCACAGCCAGACCAGCUUCCACAACAGCUUGUCGGCCAGCUCCAAGCGCACGCGCGGCAAGCGCGCCGGCUCCAAGGCCGGCAGCGUCGGCAGCGCGGGGAGCGCAGAGUCGUCGGCCGCCGGUUCGAUGUACAACUACCCGCUGGCCAUGAUGCGCGCGACGAACACGUCGGCGACGACGAACGCGGUGCGCGUGGCGCCGCCCACGGGUGCGAUGGCGAUCGUGUUCUCGGACAUCACCAGCGCCGCGUCGCUGUGGGAGUUCGACGCCGAGGCGAUGAAGGACGCCACGCUGGCCCACAACCAGCUCCUCCGGCGGCUUCUGGCCCAGCACCGCGGCUACGAGGUGCGUUCGGCCCGUGAGCGCAACUCGGGCGAGGGCUCGUUCUGUCUGGCGUUCCAGGAGGCCGGCGACGCGGUGGCGUGGUGCGUCGAGGCGCAGACGGCGCUGCUCGAGGCGGUCGAGUGGCCGCCGGCCCUGCUCGGCCACUCGGGCGCGGCCGAGGAGUGGGGCGACACCGACGACCGGGUGCUGUUCAAGGGCCUCCGGGUGCGCAUGGGCCUGCACUGGGGCGAGCCGCGCAUGGGCAAGGACCCCACCACGCGCCGCAUGGAGUACUACGGGCCGCCCGUGAACGCGGCGGCGCGCAUCACGGCCAUGACCCACGGCGGCCAGGUGGUCCUGUCCGACGCCCUGCGCGCGCGGCUGCUCUCAGAGCCGAAGGCGGCCGACCACCUCCGCAUGCUCGAUCUCGGCAAGUUCGAGAUGCACGACUCGCCCAACGGGACGGGUCGGCUGUAUGAGGUGAAGGUGCCGGGGCUGGAGGGCCGGUUCUUCGGCGGUGUGACGACCCAGCGACAGAUCGGGGCCGACGAGGCCGGCGACGGCAGUGGUGCCGACAACAACAAUAAUUUGAACGAUGGCGAUCCGGCGGUGCAGACGGCCGUGGGCGAGGGCCUGACCAACGAGGACCGGUUCCUCACCUCGGCCAACCUCUGCCGCUGGGUCAUCAACUUUAACGAAAUCGGGAUGGGGUCGUACGGGGUUGUGUACAAGGGCACGUGGAAGGGUGUGGAGGUGGCGGUCAAGAGGUUCAUCAAGCAGAACCUCGACGAGCGCCGCCUGCUCGAGUUCCGCGCCGAGAUGGCCUUCCUAUCCGAACUCCAUCACCCCAACAUCGUCCUCUUCAUCGGUGCGUGCGUGCGGAUGCCCAAUCUGUGCAUCGUGACCGAGUUCGUGCGCCAGGGCUGCCUGAAGGACAUCCUGGGCAACCGCAGCGUGAAGCUGACGUGGCAACAGCGCCUGCGGAUGCUCAAGAGCGCCGCGCUCGGGGUGAACUACCUCCACUCGCUCCAGCCGUGCAUCAUCCACCGCGACCUCAAGCCCUCCAAUCUGCUCGUCGACGAGAACUGGAACGUGAAGAUCGCCGACUUUGGCUUCGCCCGCAUCAAGGAAGAGAACGCGACCAUGACCCGCUGCGGCACGCCCUGCUGGACUGCACCGGAGGUCAUACGCGGCGAGAAGUACGCCGAGAAGGCCGACGUCUACUCCUUCGGCAUCAUCAUGUGGGAAAUGCUCACUCGCAAGCAACCGUUCGCGGGGCGCAAUUUCAUGGGGGUGUCGCUGGAUGUGCUGGAGGGCCGACGGCCGCAGGUGCCGAGCGACUGCCCGGAGGGCUUCCGUCAGAUGGUCGAGCGCUGCUGGCACGCCAAGGCCGACAAGCGGCCGGCCAUGGACGAGCUCCUCGACUUCUUCGACAGCCUCAUCGGCGAGACCUCCCGAGGCCUCAACGCCGUCUAA